AACUGCAGAAAACUUUAGACAAUUAUGUACAGGAGAAUACAAACGUAACGGACAACCCCAAGGCUUUAAAAAUUGCUUAUUUCACAGAGUGAUUAAGGAUUUCAUGGUUCAAGGUGGUGACUUCUUAAAGGGCGAUGGUACUGGAUCCAUGAGCAUCUACGGUGAUAAAUUUGAAGACGAAAAUUUUAUCGAAAAGCAUACAGGCGCCGGUUUACUGUCCAUGGCCAACUCUGGACCCAACACCAACGGCUGCCAAUUCUUCAUUACCUGUGAUGCUUGUGAGUUCUUGGACGGUAAACAUGUUGUUUUCGGUCGUUUGAUUGAUGGUUUAUUGACACUUCGUAAAAUCGAAAAUGUUUCCACUGGUCCUAACAAUCGCCCAAAGUUAAAUGUUAAAAUCACCGAAUGUGGACAAAUGUAAAUUGUGUAAAAAAAAAAAAUUAAAAUAAAAAAGUGUCUUGACUAAUUACAUUGGUGGGUGUUGCCCAUUUUGCUGUUGUGGUUGUUGUUGCUGUUGUUGUUGCUGCUGCUGCUGCUGCUGCUGCUGUUGCUGUUGUCUAGCUAAAAACAGUCUUUGUUGUAAAUCACGAACAGCGCCUGGUUGUAAGUUACCGAGAUUUGCAAGAUUCGCCAUAUUGAUAUUGCUCAUGCCUAGCAAAUUAUUUGCGUUCAUGUUAUUCAUAUUAUUCCCAGCAUUAUUACCAAGAUUUAUAUUUGAUAACAACAGGCUGUUUGCGUUAAGUCCUGUC
Messenger RNA from Mucor mucedo, 749 nucleotides. RefSeq names its product peptidyl-prolyl cis-trans isomerase H. The record is from RefSeq and is a predicted model, not a curated record. Lineage: Eukaryota; Fungi; Mucoromycota; Mucoromycetes; Mucorales; Mucoraceae. Gene Ontology annotation, molecular function: peptidyl-prolyl cis-trans isomerase activity. Gene Ontology annotation, cellular component: intracellular membrane-bounded organelle. Gene Ontology annotation, biological process: protein peptidyl-prolyl isomerization; protein folding. The annotation marks the transcript as partial. The transcript is spliced from 5 exons.